GGCUAUGGCUAAUUCUGGCCUCUUAAUCCCAGUCCCAUUCUACCCUUCCCCCCUCUUCCUGCUCGCUAACCCUAAGAAGCAAUUGGCGCCCAGGUAGACAUAACCACAUACAUACACAGCACCUCGCCCAUACUAGUUCACAGAGAAGGUCGGUGGCCUUUGGUGGUUGACUUUUUUUGGAUAUCUGACCUUUGCGGACUCAUUCAUGUGAGAGAAUCACUGGAGAAUGUAGCUGCAGCACUUGGACCAGGUGAUAGGACAGACACCAACAUGGGAGAAGCUCAAAAGGGCUUACUCUCUGUCAUAGAGAAACUGAAAGGAUCAACAGAGCAGGAGGUCAGGAUAGUGCUUCUGGGUUUGGACAAUGCGGGUAAGACCACCCUGCUGAAAAGCCUCGCCUCUGAAGAUGUGAACACCAUCACACCGACUCAGGGUUUUAACAUAAAGAGCGUGGCCUCUCAUGGCAUGAAGCUCAACGUUUGGGACAUAGGAGGGCAAAGGAAGAUCAGGCCCUUCUGGAAAAAAUAUCUGGAAAACACAGACCUCUUGAUUUAUGUCAUUGAUAGUGCUGACAAAAAGCGGUUUGAGGAGACCGGGCUGGAGCUGUCUGAGCUGAUUGAUGAGGAGAACCUAAAGGGUGUUCCUGUUCUCAUCUUUGCUAACAAGCAAGAUCUGGCCACAGCAUCACCAGCCAGUGAGAUCGCUGAGGGACUCAACCUGCACACAUACCGGGACCGGGAGUGGCAGAUUCAGGCCUGCUCAGCCAUGUCUGGGGAGGGCGUUCAGGAUGGCAUGAAUUGGAUUUGCAACAACAUCGUGAACAGGAAGAAGUGAGCCACCACCCCAAACGAGACUGAAAGGAGUCUAAGGCGUCGCAUUGAAUGGAUAAAACCCGGGUUUCUCCUCCAAAAAUCAGCAGAUGUCACCUGCAACCCCACCCCACCCCACCCACCCCCACCCCCACCCCCAUCCACCACCUCAUAGAAUUUAACAACAAUUUUGUUUUUACAAUGUGUGACAUUUUUAUGACUGUUUUGCAAGGGUAGCUGACACAAAUGAAUAUUUCAGGUGUAAAACAUGAGUUAGAAAUCAUGUAAAUGUGUGUUUUGUUUAUCAUUUGUUUUGUUCUCUCCAAUCCCAAUGCAAUACUUUACUUUAAAAUAUGGUCAAAUAAAGCUGGGUGUGUAGCAGUUUGACUUUCCC
This is a messenger RNA of Oryzias latipes (Japanese medaka), 1203 nucleotides long. RefSeq names its product ADP ribosylation factor like GTPase 3, like 1 (gene arl3l1). The record is from RefSeq and is a predicted model, not a curated record. Gene Ontology annotation, molecular function: GTP binding; GTPase activity. NCBI's taxonomy places the organism in Eukaryota, Metazoa, Chordata, Actinopteri, Beloniformes, Adrianichthyidae.